Messenger RNA from Emiliania huxleyi CCMP1516, 993 nucleotides. RefSeq lists its product as hypothetical. The annotation marks the transcript as partial. Gene Ontology annotation, biological process: microtubule-based movement; mitotic spindle organization. The record is from RefSeq and is a predicted model, not a curated record. The transcript is spliced from 2 exons. Lineage: Eukaryota; Haptophyta; Isochrysidales; Noelaerhabdaceae. Gene Ontology annotation, molecular function: ATP binding; microtubule motor activity; microtubule binding.
GGCGCCGACCGCGCCUUCACCUUCGACCACGUCUUCGAUACGGCCGCGGCACAGCACGAGGUCUACGAGGGCUGCGCCCAGGCGCUCGUAGAGCGCGUGCUCAAGGGCUACAACUCGACCGUGCUCGCGUACGGACAGACCGGCUCGGGCAAGACGCACACAAUGGGAAGCAUCGGAACGCCUUCGAGCGCCGUGCCCGAGGCGGCGCUUGGGAUCAUCCCGCGCACCGUCGCCGAGAUCUUUGCACGGGUGGCGGGCGGCGACGGCGAGCUCGAGGGCGCGGCGCUCGCGGCCAGCGCCUCGUUUAUCGAGGUGUACAAGGAGGACAUCCACGACCUGCUGCAGCCGCCGAUCGAGGCGGCGGCGGCCGACGGCGCACCCAAGCUGGCGACGCUGGAGGUGCGCGAGAAGGAGGGCGCGAUUGCCUUGCCGGGGCUGGCGAUGCGGCCGGUUGGAUCGCCGGAGGAGGCGAUGGCCGUGCUGUCUGACGGCUCGAGCAACCGCGCGACGGGGGCGACCGCGAUGAACGCGACGUCGUCCCGUUCGCACGCAAUCUUCACCGUCAGCAUCGAGCUCCGCCUCCGGGGCGGCAAGGUGCUGACGCCGCGCUUCAACUUUGUGGACCUCGCCGGCUCCGAGCGCGCCAAGCGGACGGGCGCGUCGGGCGACCGCUUCGCCGAGGGCGUCCAGAUCAACAAGGGGCUGCUCGCCCUCGGCAACGUCAUCUCCGCGCUGUGCGAGAAGCACGCCCACGUGCCCUACCGCGACUCGAAGCUGACGCGGCUGCUGCAGGACUCGCUCGGGGGCAACGCGCACACGCUGAUGAUCGCGUGCGUCUCGCCGAGCGACGCCGACAUGGAGGAGACGCUCAACACGCUCAAGUACGCCAACCGGGCGCGGCAGAUCCAGAACAAGCUGCUGAUCGCGCAGGACCCGGUGCAGGCCCGCAUCGCGGAUCUGCUCGAGCAGGUGGAGACCCUCAUUGAAUGUUAA